This is a messenger RNA of Papaver somniferum (opium poppy), 733 nucleotides long. RefSeq lists its product as uncharacterized. Bases 186 to 527 code for a protein of 113 amino acids. Lineage: Eukaryota; Viridiplantae; Streptophyta; Magnoliopsida; Ranunculales; Papaveraceae. The record is from RefSeq and is a predicted model, not a curated record. The transcript has a single exon.
GAGAGCUAGAUGGAGAGGAACUAGAGAACAUGACAUUUAAAACCUUGUUCUUAACCGCUUACCCCUUCUACCUAGCUUGAUUCCAAUCCAUGCAUGGCUCCUUCAGUUGAACUUCGGAAAGGUUAGCAGAUAGUUUUUGGGCAUCAGAAUCUAUAAACCAUCUUGAUCACCACGAGAGUUAAGAUAUGAGGCACAUCAUAUCGUCGAUAAGAAGAAAUUUCAAGAACUUGAGGAAGAGUUCACGGGUUGGUGAUGAAAACAUGAUUAGAAAUGGAAACAUAACUGAAGUACCCAUGUUGGAUAACGAAGUUGAUAGAAGACGGCGUCAUCAUCAACUAAAUGGGUUUUCAUCGAUCUUAUAUGGCAUCAUCAAGGCUCCGUUCGCUAUUUUGUCCGGUGCAGUAUCUUAUUAUCCUCAAGCCAAUGGUGUUGAUGGUGCAUGGGUGAUGUCCGGUGAAUUUGGUAGGAUGUCCGAGAUGAAUAAUAUCAUGAUAAAUGAUAGUAUGCGAUAUGCAAUUUAUAUGUAGAAGUAGCAGUAGUAGAAAGAAUGCCUUAUUAGGUCUCUUUUUGAACUUCGAACGAUUCUGAUUAGUAAACCAUGCAUGAUUGAGAUAUAUAUAUAUAUGUACCGUGUUAAUUUAGAGGAGGACUCCAUAUAUACGAAUAAAACUGGUAUGGUGACACUUAUAAUAUGAUUAUGAUGCUGAUUAAAUUUGAUAAUUCUAGUUUAGCA